Molecule: messenger RNA, 1904 nt
Organism: Branchiostoma floridae (Florida lancelet)
Lineage: Eukaryota; Metazoa; Chordata; Leptocardii; Amphioxiformes; Branchiostomatidae
Product: armadillo-like helical domain containing protein 1
Exons: 12
Coding region: 12-1244 (410 amino acids)
Source: RefSeq, a predicted model, not a curated record
CAGGCGCCAGGAUGACAAGCGGAAACGCCAAGACGGACGCGGCCAUCAACCGAGUGUUCGGGCUUCUCCAGGAGUGGGACAAGGGCAACAAGACGACUCGGGGGCGCAUCUUGGAGGAGUUCAUCGCCAACAACCAGGGGAAGACUGCUCCUGAGUUGGAGCUGGAGUUCGCACAGGCUGCUAGCCUCUUCCUGACCAGGCUCACCGCCUGGAUACGCCUCACUUACAUGUUAGGCACCUGUGUGAACCAGCAGCUGCAGGCCAUACAGAUCUUCCUCUCUGCUCCCAGUGGUCACAAGUACCUUGGAGAGUUCCUUGAGGUGGGCGGAGUCCUGACGGUUCUUGAGAUCCUUGGACUGAAGCAGGCGAAGGAGGCAGACAAGGCUGAGGCUCUCAAGCUUCUCCAGACCAUCUGUAACGCUGGUAGGAAGUACAAGGAGCUCAUCUGUGAGAGCUACGGCAUCCGAGCGGUUGCAGAGUGUCUAGCCCGCUCCAAGUCAGAAGAAACCCAGGAACAGUGCAGACAGCUGCUGCAGAUGCUAGCCCAAGGUAACCCUAAGUACGAGGUGCAGGUGUACAAGGGUCUGAUCGCGCUGCUCCCAGCCUCCUCUCCUAAAGCUCAGCAGAUGGCAGCUCAGACUCUCAGGAUAGUCCAGCCCAUAGUGGCAGAGGCCAACCCCAACAUAGUGGAGCCGCUACUGGGCCUCCUCAGGACCCUGCAUCUGGAGGUGCAGUAUGAAGCUAUCGAGCUGAUCAAGGACCUGAUGUCUUACGAGGUGCAGAAGCUGAUCCUCAAACGUCUUGUGGAGCUUCUUAAGGCUACACUGGACGAGACGGUCAGGAGACCUCAGAUCUUAGAAGACGCAGAUGUGGAGAAGAUGUCCGCCCCCCUCCCAGUGUUUGUACAGCAAGCUGCAGCAGCGAAGACCAUCGGAGUUUUAUGCAGGGAGUCAGAUGAAACAGCAGACAAACUCAUUCAGAUGAGGGUUGUGCACAACUUGAUGGUUGCUAUGGGGAACUCCGCCCAUGCCGACAGCCAGAGACAAGGCAGCGUUACACUGGAGUACUUGUGCAGAACCUUCCCCAUCGUGAAUGAGACCUGCAGAGAUGCUAUGGGGGAGAACCUCUAUGUCAUGUUCAUGUCCAACCCUGAUAGUCUAUACUCAGAGAUGGACGCCAUCCAGUGUGACGUCCUCAGGUCAAACAAGGUCAACAUUCCUGGAUUGGCAGAAGCUGCAGAUUAGGGAAGGCUCUCAGCAAGACAGACUCUCACAUGAUGGAACUGCCCCCCUCCCUCCUCUUCUACUCAUAGAGGUGACCAUAAAGCUCUCCUACAUCAUUCUGCAUGAGAGAAACUUGCUGGUGCAGAGAUAUGCAUUUUUCACAGUACUGAAGGGAGAUUGAUAAUGUAUUCAUUAAGUGUAUAUACUGGACUUUGCAAUUGUAGAGUGGAAAACAUGGUUGUACAAAAUUUUUUUAACACUAUAACAUUAAAGAUAUAAGAAUGGUAAACUUCAAUAUAUUUGCUUCCUCAAAACAAGUUAUUCAAACUUGACCCUUGUCCACGUUGUUGGACAUGGUGAAAACAUUAAGGGACCAAAAAGUAUCUCUGUCAUCCUUGAGUUAGAGUUUUUUUCUUUCUGAAGCGCAAAACAUGAAGAGAAAGAUUUUGUCUUCAAAAUAUUUAACAAUGUAAAAUAUUGAAGAGGAUUUGGUUCUCGUACUGCACCUUACAGACUCUCUCCGGUAAGCUUCGCAAACAAAGAUGAUCUGGAUCAUCUGACCAACUACAUAUAUUCUUAAAACAUUUCAACAAGUUGUAACGGUAUGAUAUAUUUGUUUGAACAUUUCAUAGGUUAUACUACAAGUAAAUGUAUAAAAUAAAUUUGUUGUGUCAAAAUGUC